This is a messenger RNA of Neoarius graeffei (lesser salmon catfish), 3987 nucleotides long. RefSeq names its product HAUS augmin-like complex, subunit 6 (gene haus6). Gene Ontology annotation, biological process: spindle assembly. The coding region runs from base 318 to 2693 and encodes 791 amino acids. The transcript is spliced from 16 exons. The record is from RefSeq and is a predicted model, not a curated record. Lineage: Eukaryota; Metazoa; Chordata; Actinopteri; Siluriformes; Ariidae. Gene Ontology annotation, molecular function: microtubule binding. Gene Ontology annotation, cellular component: HAUS complex; mitotic spindle microtubule.
GUCAAACAAUUUGGCGGUUUAUAGAAAGUGGUUGACGAAACAAAGUCUUUAGCUAACAUAGCUGCUGUCAUAAACUGAGUUUUACUUCGCGGAUUCGUUUAAUUAAAGUAUUAACGUCGUUCGGUUGUUUUAUCUCGUUGUUUUCUCGUUGUUUUCUCCUUUUGUCCUUUGUGUCAGUAUGCAGUGUGGGGCGGCGGACCCCGCGGUUAGCUAACUGUGAGUCGAGAGUUCACUCGGCGACCUGACUGCGUUCAGCUCAACUGUGUUCCUCUCCUGUAGCCAGCUGUUUCACUGCCCAGAGGAUUUACGCCUUAAAAAUGAUGUGUAAUGUUCAGGAAGCCGGUGGUAAAUAUUUAUGGUGGUAUCUUCAGUGUCUGGAGUUCCAUCUCGAUGUGGCUGCUAGCACGAAAGGAAAAACAAACCUCAAGCAUCUCAACCUGGGGGUGAACAUGUUUGAUAAACCAAACAAGGAGGCUUCCUACCUCGUCAUCCAUUUCUUGUUUAAGAAGCUGAACCCUUCACGUGUUCAGGAUGCCUUUAGACAUUGCUGGCCAGUUUUGGAUCACAAGGCAGAUACUGAAUUUCGUAAGGUGACCUUUGGAUGGCUCCAGGAAAUAGUGAAUGAGAAAGGGAGCAAUUUUCCUAAGGUGGUUGCGUCACAUUUACACUCCUCUUCUGGACCAAGAUUUGUCAAUCUUAUGCUUCACUUGGCUAAAUAUGUCAUGCUAAAAAUGAUGAAGACUUUUACCACAGAUGGCACCUGGGUUCCAGAGGCUGCAGCUGUUCCUGCGACUUCUCAAGAGUUGGAGAUGAAGCGCUUUCAGAUGGUGAAGAGACGCUUUCAAAGAGUGUCUGUGGAGCAAGACGCUCUCAUUCGGGACUAUCAGAAGAGAGCUAGACAUUUGGAGAAGUCUUUGAAGGACCUUAAGGCAGAAGAUGUCAAAUAUGAUGACUUGUUGAAGAAAUAUGAGAGCGAGACCAACUUGGAAAAAGACCUUCUGGAAAAGAUUCCCAAGGUUCGAAGCUUGUGGGCUGAGAUUGACCAAGCUUUGUCCAGGCUAGAAGGAGAGCAGAGUGUGUUGGCUAGUGUGAUCGAGGGCAAAGUUGAUCAGUAUGUGCUGGAUGGAAAGGACAUUAGUGUGAAGAUUCCUGCAGUUUUGCUGGAGAGAAUGGAGAGGUUAUCACAACAGACUAGUUCUGGCAGUUUGUACGAGGGAGGUGAGCUGGCCAUCCUGCGGUUGCUUGAGCUUCUGAAUGUGGGAUUAAGACUCCUGAGCGAGGAGCGAGCCAAGAUGACCAGUCCAACAUUACAGCUCAGCCACCAACCUCUCCAGGAACAGGCUUUGCUCAUGAAUCGCUCAAAGGAGACUCUGAAAAACAUGAGGCGUAAGUUGAUCAAGGAAGAUCUACCACAGAUUAAAAGUAACAUAAAGAAGCUGGAGUCGGACUGGGAAAAGAAGUGGGCUGAAUGUUUAAGCCAUACUCCCUUAAUCUCCUUCCUCAGUGAUGAUCCUGUUUUGGACUUCCUUUCUCCAAUGCCUCCACUAUCCUUUGAAGCAGCUUCUGAAGUUAGCUUCAAGGCUAGUAUCUUCUCACAGUAUCCAGCUAAACUUCCUGAACUAGGAGAACAGACCCCUAAAGAAGAACCUUGUCUCACUGAGCAGGAAGAUGAAACAGAUGGCGAUUUCUUGAGCUCUCUUCCAGUGGAGGACAAAACGGAAGACCUACUUUUUUCCAGUUGCAUUGCUUCACCAAGACCUGUAACUCCUACCUGUGUUAAGGUGGCAUCAGUUGCUCCUACACCCAGCCCUGUUCAGGCUAGCAAGAGGAGACCCUUGCUUUCACAAGCUAAGACAUCUGCUGCUGUGAAGCCAAAGGCUCAGAUUCUGGAGUUGGAAUAUGAGAAUCUAGCGAGUCAGUUUGCUGAAGCUGUGACUAUGAGCCCAGUAGAUGGGAGGAGCAGCAGCAGCAUGGAGCUAGAGCAGUUGCUCAAUACAAUAGCAGAUCCCUUCACAACAAAGAAGCAGCUCCCUCGCACACCAGAAAGCUUGAUUAUGGACGUCCGAACAUCAUGGAGAAAAGCAGUGGAAGAAGGGAAGGCUGAGAAAAAGCAUGCGAAAUGUAAUGAUGGCCUCUCUUGGGUUAGAACACCACCAGUUUCUGAGGUUAAAGAAAAAAGACCUAGCCCAGAAACGUUUUACUUGGGAGAUUCUGCAAUACUGAACACUGACCAUCUCUCCUGUAGUCCCCUUCCAUCCCAGCAGGGGACCUCUCUGCACUCUCCUGUUGCCUGGGACACCUCCCAGCUGGGGGCUCGAAGCCAAAACUCCAGCAACCUCCUCCACUUCGACAUUGCUCACGAGACCUUUCCAGAUGCAGAGAAUGUUUCUUUCAAUUGCAAUGAUGGCUUGCAGGAACUUCUCCCUCCAGUUAUGUCAUGUUCUCCUGAAGUAGGAACGACAUGGCAAAUGAUUCAAAGGCCUCUGGAGGAGUCCCCUUUUGCAGGGAGGUUCAAGGAGACAAAGUCUGACAUCAUGCCAGCAGCACUAAGGACAAGUCCAGGGUUGAGUAGUUGUAGUGGGGAGAAGGUAUUUUCUCUGGAUUUGGAACAAUUUGAGAGUUUCUCCUCUCCUCUACGAGAGGAGCUCACCCUACCCAAUCUUGUAACGUUCUCACCUAUGGAUGAACUCUAAUCACUGUCUAGCGUCUUAAGCCUUAGUACAGAGUUCAAGGAACAAAUGCGGUUUUUCACCUUUCUGUGUUAUUGUGCCACUAUCAACAGACUGGUUGAGGGGACUCUGGGAAUUAAAAUCUGGAGAAACUCAAACCUUGAAGCUUUUCUCUUUUUAAAGUAGCCCUGUUCAGCAAUAUGUUUAACACUUGGUUUGUCUUAAAGUUCAUCAAAAGUCGUUUAUUUGUACUAAUAUUUGGAAAUGUUCAUUAUGAAUGAAUUCUAAUACACAAAAACAGGUCUGAGAUCAGUCAGCAUGAAUUAGGCUUAAAAAAAAGUAGUAAUAAACAUGAUUUUAAGUAGUUUCUCAAUUGUAAUAAAAUAACAUUGUGCACUUUUUUUCGUCGUCUUAAAUUAUGCUGGUCUGUAAACUUACAUAAACAAGCUCUCAACAGUACACUCUGGGCUGUGUCACUGAAUACAUUUCUGCUGUUUGUGAUUGGGGUGCAGUGGCGACAGGCUCAGCAGGUCAGUCCAGACUUGACUGUCCCCAGCUAUCGAUUCCAGCUCCUCCUGGGUCGUCCCCAGACGUUCCCAAGCCACCUGUGAGAUGUAAUCUCCUCUAGUGUGUCCUGGGUUUGCUCCAGCAUCUCGGCCCACUGACUUGAAUCUGAUCCGGCUGGAGCAGGAGCGGACCAGGAGGCUUCCGUGUAAGGUGUCCAAACAAUCUCUACAGGCUCUAGGGUUGCAAAAUUCCCAGGAAUUUUCAGAGUGGAAGAUGUCAAUGGGAAUUUAUGGGAAUUUUGGGAAUUUUCAAAACCAACUUUACUUAAAAAUUGAUACAAAAAAAACCAAGGUCCUUUUAUUCAGGUUAAGAUAUUUCUCUGGGUCUCUGUUCUGUUCAAAAGAACAUACAAGCAUGCAACUAAUUAAACAACUGAGAAAAUUAAUGACCACCAAAUGUUUUACAAAAACAAUACGAGUUUUCCCUGGUACAUGUAUAAUGAAUUAAACAAUAACCUUAGACUUUGUGAGAGCAACUCUUCAAAAGCAACUUUAACUCUACUUAUGAUUUUGAAGACUGCUUCCUGUACCUUUUGUUUACUAAUUCUACUUCAACAACUUGAAUUCCUUUUUCAUUUUGCAACUGGCUUGUAAACCAUAUCCUGUCAAGUAAUUUGCUUGCAAAUUAUCGGUUUAGAAGUAAUGAUUAGGGUCUACAAUGCUAUUAAAACAAUGCCAUUAAACAGCCUUGCUCCAGAUUCAAAGAAAAAAGUGGCACUAAUAUAUUUUACAAGCAGCAAAACUUAUUUCAA